AUGACGUUGGCACAAUAUGAUACUCCUGAUGCUUUCUAUGCGAGUCGAUCUGGCAUCAAUCCACCUCCUAUAGCGAGAAGAGAGUUUGAAAUCAAGACUGGUCUCAUAAAUUUGGUGCAGCAGAAACAGUUUCACGGGCUCCCCUCUGAGAACCCGAUGCAUCACUUGGCACGUUUUGAAAACAUCUGCAGCACCAGUAGGACCAACGGGAUACCUAUAGGGACCUUGAUGUGCAAAUUAUUCGAUUUCUCUUUGGCAGAUAAGGCAGAUACAUGGAUGAGAUCUAUCCCAUUUAACUCUUAUGUGACUUGGGAAGAGACCAAAGCUGCAUUCUUGGAACACUUUUUUCCUAAGUCGAUGUCAACUCACCUCAGGAACAAGAUUGCAAAUUUUCAGCAGAUAGUAUCAGAAAGCUUUCACGAAGCUUGGGAGCGCUUCAGAGAAUACACCACAAACUGUCCACACCAUGGUUAUACUGAUGUCAACCUGCUGAACAUCUUUUACAAUGGAGUUUGUGAGAAAUACCAAAACGCCAUGGACACUGCUAGUAAUGGCGAUUUCAUGACCAAGACUGUGGAAGAAGCAUAUCUUUUGAUUAACAACCUUGCAUCUAGUCAAGCGAAUCGUAGAUCAGACCAUGAACGCUCUGGGAGAGGUUCAAGCUCUAAUUCUCAGAAGAUCGAUGAGCUGAAUGCCAAGAUUGAGAUGCUGCUGAAGAGAGAUCAGAAAGCAGUUCAUUUCGUGGGAGAUCAGAGAAAUUACAACCAGAGCUUCAAUCAAAAUUUCAGGAACCAGCAGCAUUUGCCAUCUUACCGGAACAACAAUGUGGAAAAUCCACAAGAUCAAUUCUACCCUCAACAAGGGAACAACUGCGGGAACAACGGUUUUCAGCAGAAGCAGCUGUACGGAAACUUCCAGGCUCAUGGGAAUGAAUCUACCUCUCAGUCCUCUCAAGGCAGUGAAAUCAAGCAGAUGUUACAAAUGGUGCUAGAAGAACAGAAGAGAAGCACUUCAGAAAUCAACAGCAAGGUCGACAACAUAGAGGAUGAGGAGGCUGAAGGAUCUGAAGAUGAAACUGAAAAGAAGGUUGUUGAGAAUGGAAUGAUCAAUCCCCUGCCUAAGUCUGUCGAGCCCGAGAGCAGUGUGAAAAUUCAUGCUUCUACCUCAUCUGAGCGAGUGUAUGUACCAAGAAUCUCGUAUCCUGUUGUGCCACAACAUUUGAGAGAACCUAUCAACGAGAAGACACUAGCUGGAUUCAAGAAAAUAAAGAAAAGGAUGCCUUCUACCACGUCAUUUGAAGAUGCUUGGAGCAUGUACCAUCGAAACCGGUUUUUCAUAAACACCAGAGAAUCAGCGGAGGAGAUCAAGGAAUUAUUCAUCAAAACCAUGAAUGCAUCAUCUCCGAUAAAGAGUCUCCUCAAGUUAGAAGACCCUGGGAAGUUGGUGUUUUUGUGUUCAAUAUCAGGAGUCAAGUUCAUGGAUUCUCUCUGUGAUACUGGGUCUACAGUUAGCCUCAUGUCCAAAGACAUCGCUGAGCGGUUGGGCCUUAAAAUAGAAUCACCAAAGUUAACUCUGGAAUUUGCAGACUCCUCUACCAAGUCUCCGCAAGGUACCGUUAAAGACCUAGCUGUCCAAGUGGGAAACUGCGUUGUUCCUACUGAUUUUCAGGUAGUGGAGAUAAGCAAUGGUUCUAAUAGACCGUUGAUUCUUGGAAGAGCGUUCUUAGCCACCGUGGGUGCAGUUACGGAUAUGCCUAACAAGAGAAUCUCUUUUGUGAAAAUCGAUGAGAAUGUCUUCUACAGAGCCGAUCCCACAAAUAAGUGUACACGACUGGCCUCUAGCAUCUCUGUACUUGAUCAGAGCACUCAUGUACCUAUUUCUAAAGAGGACCUCAUGGAAAAAGGUCAAGUCAAAGAAGCUCUGAAUAAAGACAAUCACACCGUGCAUAAGAAGUCUGAUGCAAAAACAAAGAAAAAGCUGAAAGGCAAAAGGAUCAAGGGCGAUCCUCAUCUGAUGUUGAUACCUCACAGCUGUUCUAAUGGUAUAAUCGAUUAUGAGGUGAAAUGCAAAGGAACCUCAAAGCCUUUUUCGAAAGUCAGAGCUGUUCUCACUCCCGAGAUGAAAGAGAAAGGUAUGGAAGCUGUGAAAGGUUUUGUGAGCAAGGUGCUGAAGCUCAAAGUGUUUGAUGGUGGGACUUGUUUUGGAGCAAGCUCUCAUGCUCACCUGGACUGA
Molecule: messenger RNA, 2232 nt
Organism: Brassica oleracea var. oleracea
Lineage: Eukaryota; Viridiplantae; Streptophyta; Magnoliopsida; Brassicales; Brassicaceae
Exons: 4
Coding region: 1-2232 (743 amino acids)
Source: RefSeq, a predicted model, not a curated record